Molecule: messenger RNA, 7906 nt
Organism: Belonocnema kinseyi
Lineage: Eukaryota; Metazoa; Arthropoda; Insecta; Hymenoptera; Cynipidae
Gene: PMCA
Product: plasma membrane calcium-transporting ATPase 3
Exons: 17
Coding region: 1061-4918 (1285 amino acids)
Biological process (GO): calcium ion transmembrane transport; regulation of cytosolic calcium ion concentration
Cellular component (GO): intracellular membrane-bounded organelle; membrane
Molecular function (GO): P-type calcium transporter activity; ATP binding; ATP hydrolysis activity
Source: RefSeq, a predicted model, not a curated record
ACCGCAUACUCUGCGUACUGAAUCGCGCUGGAAAUAAAUCGUGACUCUUCUUUCAUCUGCCCCCUUCCCCCUGCUUUUCACGCAUACUUUUCGGAGUUCCGGAAAAUUCAGCUGUUAGUUGGCUAGCAAUCAUUUUAAGAGCGAAACCUAUAUGAAAAGUGACUUCAAGGAGUAAUCUGACUGAAUUCAUAUUGUGCGUCAGAGACCUUUCAGUUUUCAAUCUCUUUUACGUGAACGUGAAUCGCGCUUGCAAAAGCACGAGAUUGUUACAAUCGAAAGUUUCUAACCUCAUACAGGCAGUGCUGACAUUACAAAUGCCAACUUGUAUUUGUGAAUAAUAUUUCCACUGCAUGGUUCUCACAGCUGGAAUAGAGAAGGUUGUAUUCAAGCUGAUUUUUGUGAAGGAUCUUUGAGCCUACUAGCAUUCGGGCGUGGACACCUUGUGUCGUGCAUCCUCGACUUCGUCGCAGAAGUGUACGAGUAAAAGAGCGACAGUGACCUAAUUUCUUACAUUUUACUUAAGAUCGUGCCGUGUACUUGUAAACGAGUCGUCGCCAAUAUAAAUGUGUCGAUCACGAUACAAAACGUAAAAAGUAAGGAGAAGAGAAAGAAGAAUCUGCGGCAGGGAACGGCUGCGAGCAAGUUUAUUUUUAGUGUGCGCGCGCGCCCCUUGAAGGCGCUGAGAGUAGUAUAUUAUAUUGAGCAAAGCGGUGGAGGCCCGAUGAAGCGGUGUAUGUGACAUCAAAUUUUAUCUUGCCACCUCGACCAAUACACCUCGCAGACCUUCCACGGUAAUUGAUCCCAACAGAAAGAUGUCACAUCUGCAUGUGUGUCAGACGUAGUCAGAAAUGGAUUUAAUUAUGUUGGACACUGAGUGUGCUGUUUAAUGUAAGCAGUUAUACGACCAGUUGUGUAAAAGAUCAAACAAUCACCAACAUCUGCUGCUGGACCUUCAGCAGUUUAGAGGCACAGAGUGUGAGAGUAAGGGAGUCGUUCGAGCUGAUAGCUUUAAAGAAGUCUAGCAAAGUUGGUGUUUGCCAGCUUAGGUGAAAAAGUCGAGAUGGCGACAAUAGAUGGGCGACCAGCCCAAUAUGGUAUCACACUGAAGCAACUUCGAGAGCUCAUGGAGGUUAGAGGUCGCGAAGGUAUUAACAAAAUUAAUAGCCACGGAGGGGUCCAGGAGAUCUGCAAAAAAUUAUAUACUUCGCCUAGUGAAGGUCUUAGCGGGUCCGAAGCAGAUAUCCAGCACAGGCGAGAUACAUUUGGUUCAAACAUGAUACCUCCAAAACCACCAAAAACAUUUCUACAAUUAGUAUGGGAGGCAUUGCAAGAUGUAACGUUAAUAAUUUUAGAAAUAGCUGCAUUGGUUUCAUUAGGUCUUAGCUUUUACCAUCCUUCAGACGAUGAAGCGCCUCCGGGAAUAGAUGAAGAUGAAGCUAAAUAUGGUUGGAUUGAAGGUCUAGCUAUUUUGAUAUCCGUCAUAGUAGUGGUAAUAGUGACGGCUUUUAAUGACUAUUCCAAGGAGCGGCAAUUCAGGGGUCUUCAGAAUAGAAUAGAGGGGGAACAUAAGUUCUCUGUUAUCAGGCAGGGAGAAGUAAAACAAAUCUCCGUAUCCGAUAUAGUUGUAGGUGAUAUUUGCCAGAUAAAAUACGGAGAUCUGUUGCCUGCUGAUGGUGUUCUAAUACAAAGCAACGAUCUGAAAGUAGAUGAGUCCAGUUUAACUGGAGAGUCGGACCACGUAAAAAAGGGGGAAUCUUUUGAUCCCAUGGUGCUUUCGGGCACACAUGUGAUGGAAGGGUCUGGUAAAAUGUUAGUAACUGCUGUUGGUGUGAAUUCCCAGGCUGGCAUUAUUUUCACUCUGCUGGGAGCUGCUGUUGAUCAGCAGGAACAGGAAAUUAAAAAAAUGAAGAAAGAGGCUAAAAAGCAGCGGAAGAAGAUGUCAUUACCAGGGGAUGAAGCUGGAGAAAUCACUGGAAACAGUCAUGGAGGUAAUACUGGAAAACAUGAAGAUGGAGAAAAUCAUCAAGUUGCAGCCCCAGCUUCCUCAGAAGAGUCCAACAAGAAAGAAAAAAGUGUUCUCCAAGCCAAACUUACAAAACUAGCUAUUCAAAUUGGUUACGCCGGUUCAACAAUAGCAGUACUCACAGUUGUAAUUCUAGUCAUUCAAUUUUGUGUUAAAAAUUUUGUUAUUGAAAAGAAGGAGUGGAAAAAUACUUACGCUAAUGAUCUGGUAAGGCAUCUGAUCAUCGGUGUAACAGUGCUCGUCGUUGCUGUACCUGAAGGUCUUCCUCUUGCUGUUACUCUGUCUCUUGCGUAUUCAGUCAAGAAAAUGAUGAAGGAUAAUAACUUGGUGCGACAUCUGGAUGCUUGUGAGACUAUGGGUAAUGCAACCGCAAUUUGCUCUGACAAAACUGGAACGUUGACGACCAAUAGAAUGACUGUUGUUCAGUCUUACAUAUGCGAGAAAAUGAGCAAAACAUCUAGCUUCGCUGAUAUUCCGAACCAUGUUGGCAAUUUGUUAAUCCAAGCUAUCUCGAUUAAUUCGGCAUAUACUUCCAGAAUUAUGCCCUCACAAGAACCUAGUGAAUUGGCGAUGCAAGUCGGCAAUAAAACCGAAUGUGCCUUAUUGGGGUUUGUAUUGGCCCUGGGCAAAAGUUAUCAAACAGUGCGAGACGAUAACCCCGAAGAAACUUUCACACGAGUGUAUACUUUCAACAGCGUUAGGAAGAGCAUGUCUACUGUUGUUCCCAGAGAAGGUGGUGGCUACAGGCUUUUCACCAAAGGCGCUUCCGAAAUCAUCAUGAAGAAAUGUGCCUUUAUUUAUGGUCGAGAAGGUCACCUGGAGAAGUUUACCAGGGAAAUGCAAGAUCGUCUGGUGAAGAAUGUGAUUGAACCGAUGGCAUGCGAUGGUUUACGCACAAUUUCCAUUGCCUACCGUGAUUUUGUUCCAGGAAAAGCUGAAAUUAAUCAAGUUCACGUUGACAACGAGCCCAACUGGGAUGACGAGGAAAAUAUUGUCAAUAAUCUUACCUGUUUGGGCAUCGUCGGUAUUGAAGAUCCUGUUCGUCCGGAGGUACCAGACGCUAUUAAGAGGUGUCAAAAGGCUGGCAUCACUGUGCGAAUGGUUACGGGAGAUAAUAUAAAUACUGCGAGAUCUAUAGCUCUUAAAUGUGGAAUCUUGAAACCAAACGAAGAUUUUCUCAUAUUGGAAGGAAAAGAAUUUAAUAAACGCAUCAGAGAUAAUCAUGGCGAAGUACAGCAACAUCUUCUGGAUAAAGUGUGGCCCAAAUUGAGGGUGUUAGCUAGGUCCUCUCCUACGGAUAAGUAUACGCUUGUGAAAGGAAUUAUUGACAGUAAAGCUACAAUAAGUCGAGAAGUAGUAGCCGUAACGGGAGAUGGAACAAAUGACGGGCCUGCCUUAAAAAAAGCAGACGUAGGCUUUGCUAUGGGGAUUGCAGGAACUGACGUGGCUAAAGAAGCAUCCGACAUCAUUUUAACUGACGAUAAUUUUUCAUCUAUUGUCAAGGCCGUUAUGUGGGGUAGAAACGUUUACGACAGUAUUGCCAAGUUUUUGCAAUUUCAAUUGACUGUUAAUGUUGUAGCAGUUAUUGUCGCUUUUAUUGGCGCCUGUGCGGUUCAAGACUCACCGCUUAAGGCAGUACAAAUGUUGUGGGUCAAUCUCAUAAUGGAUACUUUAGCAUCUCUUGCUUUAGCUACCGAAUUACCUACGCCUGAUCUUCUUCUCCGAAGGCCGUAUGGUCGAACGAAACCUCUAAUAUCCAGAACAAUGAUGAAAAAUAUUCUUGGUCAAGCGAUUUAUCAAUUGACUGUCAUUUUUACGCUUUUGUUUGUGGGUGACAAAAUGCUUGGUAUUGAAACGGGUCGAGAGAAACAUGACCAAGGACCUACUCAACACUUCACAGUUAUCUUUAAUACAUUCGUCAUGAUGACCCUGUUUAACGAAUUUAAUGCCAGGAAAAUUCAUGGCCAGCGAAAUGUCUUCCAAGGGAUAUUCACGAAUCCUAUCUUUUAUUCGAUUUGGAUCGGAACAUGUCUGUCACAAGUCGUGAUCAUUCAGUACGGUAAGAUGGCAUUCAGCACUAAAGCUCUAACUCUAGAACAGUGGAUGUGGUGCCUGUUCUUCGGAAUUGGUACUCUACUGUGGGGCCAACUAGUUACGACGGUGCCUACACGCAAGAUACCUAAAAUUCUUUCAUGGGGCCGCGGCCAGCCGGAUGAUAUUGGUGCUAUCAAUCUAGGAGAUGAGAAGUAUGAUCCUGAUUCAGAUAAAAAGCCUCGCGCAGGACAAAUUCUAUGGAUCCGUGGUCUAACACGGCUGCAGACUCAGACGAGCAAUAGAACUCUGGUGCAGAAUGUAUCUGUGACAGGCAGAUCACCCUCUCAGGAUUACUAUAUGCUUCGAGUAAUCAGAGCUUUCAAGUCGACUCUGGAAGAUUUGGAGGAGCGGCGCUCUGUCCAUAGUUUACACAGCUUACACAGUAUGCGCAGUUCACGCAGCCACACCGGACCCCGACCACUAUCUGACUUCACAUACAUUGACGAAGACCCGACAAAUACCUCGCUGAACGCCUUGAAGCUCUCUAAUAAAGGCAGCCAUGCAAUUGUCGACCAAUCUCAAGAUCAUGAAGCUAGCAACAGGGGAUCCAGAGUUUCAUCGCUCAACAGUCCCGCCUCGCCGUUGCUGCUGCACGUCCCUGGAACUGGCACCGCGUAUAUUCAUCAUUAUUCCACGGCCAAUAGCACUAGGUCCAAUAAUAUCCUCAGUCAGCCCUUGAGCCCCAAUCAAACAAUGCAUACGAGUAAUAGCGAAGAUAAUACCGCCAACUCACUUCGAAUUAGUUCUACUAAUUUGAUCCUUCCUGAAAUGCCUAAGCUUGUGCACGAGACAAGUAUUUAGGUUGAACUGGUGUGUUAGUAGUUCGCUGCAAACGUUUUUUUACCACAUUCAUUUCAGGAAACAUUAUUCUCUUCGUACGCUCAUUUGCACCUUUUCGUAUUCAUGCUUGCAUUAAUCAUUAAAUUCUUACAUCAUAUCAUGUACCCCACUCUCGUCUCGUGCCUCUUGUACUCUCUUGUACUCUACCGCUAGUACCGAAUUCAUUUUCAACUUCUUCUAAUAAUCGUACUGCUAUCUGUCACUGCAACAAAAAUUUCUUUCCUACCAUUAUUAUUUCUACUUCAUCUCUAACGAAGGGACUGUAGCAAAUUUUUCAGGAUACCGCCUCUACGUAAGUACUCUCUAACAUGAAUGUACACAGAAUAUGUAGCUAGAAAUAUGACCAAACGAACAGAAAACACAUCAUUCGUCAUUUCUGUAUCCAGUUUUUUGUCGUUUAAUCAGGGAGUUAUUCUGCUCGAUACUGAUGGACCAGGUUCAAUUUCUCUGUCAAAUAAACCUCAAACACCAUGCUUUUUAUACAUAAAUACAUACGUACAUUCAUACAUAAAUACGUGCACAAAUAGAUACAUAAAUACUUGUACACUUAUAUACAUGUAUACAUACAUGGGCCCUGCUUUUACUGCUUUCUCUUUUAAAGACGGAAGGUACAUUCUAGACAGCCUUUCUUUCUUGGACCAAAGCAAAGAUAGAAAACCUCGAAGAAGUUAACGGACCUCAAACUAUAGAAAUAUCCCGAAUCUGUUUAUCACAUGAAGGUAUCCUCUCGAACAAAAAAAGGUCCGCUAAAUUACAUACACUUUCGUCUCUGUUUAUAUAAUUCACACAUCCUAUCACACUAAACUCUCGUUCAUUUUACUGAGAAAAUAACUAAUUGACAACCCUGAAAUAUCUGCAGGCCCAACUUAAUCUGAUCGAGAUCCUUUAUUGCUCGUUCAUCUGCCCUGCUUGUUUGCCUGUUGAUUUGGAAUUUAUUUUUAACGUGACUGCUACAAUAAGAACCAACUGAUCGUUAGGUCGAGGUGAAAAUGUUUAAAAUGUACGGGUUGUCAACCGAAAAAGGUGUAAAAAAUCAUUUAUGAAAUAUUUAAUAUCUUCUCUCCGGUUUUGGGGUUUGUACAUUUAAAUUUUGGGAAAUUAAUAAAAAUGUCCUAUUGAUUAAAAAAUGAUGGGAAAAUUGUUGUAUGUACAGUUUUUGAUAUUAAAGAAUAAUAAAAAUUAUAAAAAUAAAAAAGUUAUCGUACCUGAAAUGUCUUCAGUUGAAAUUUAAAAAAAAACAUUAUUUUAUUCUUUUCUCUUUAAAUAAAAAAUUGUCCUUAGUGUUUAAAAGUCCAAAAAUCGCGAAAAUGUCCACAAUCAUAAAAUUUCUAAAUCACGAAGUAAAAUUUUCGAAAGAACUGCUUGCAAAGUUCGGUCUGUGCCCUGCAGAGCGUGCUCUAAGUGCCCGAUUCUUAAAUUCACACACUAGCAUCACAAUAUACUAUUUCCGAAAAAGCAAAGGAAAAAAUUUUUUUUUGGUUCAAAUGUAAAAAAUGUAAGGUUCCAUAUUUUCAACUUUAAUAUUAUUUAUUAUAAUUUUUUAACCAAUAGGACUUUUCUGCUUCAAAAAUCGGAAUUUCCAAAUCCAAAAACCAAAAAGAAGAAAUUAACCGAUUAACUUUUUUUUACGUUUUUGAAAGCCAACCCACAGACUUUUUUCACAAGCUCGAAACGCGUCGAAUAUUUUUAACAAUUUCACUCCGCCGUACUGUUUGGCGUUACUUUUAUAUUCAAUUGUGCCUGUUUAUGUACAUAUAACUAUGAUACGAUCAUUAACUCAAUUUUUUUGUCACAGUUUCAAGUUUUGAGGAACGAGACGAUAGUAAGGGAAGCCUGUUAAAACAUUAAUUGCUUUUGCAUCUUCGUGCUUUUAAAUCUCUCUUUAAAACAACUGUGCAACAUAAGCCUUCGUCUAUAUUUCGGCUUGGACAAAAAAUGCAUCAUCUUUUUUUCUCGCAAAUGUACUUAGCAAUAUGAAUCAGUCCGGUUCUUUUUCUAAUUCACCAAUCGAAACCUCAUCAUUGGGAUGAAGGGGCUCACAGAGGCAUGACAGAAUAUUUAACUGAUUAUCUGUUGCAAUUUUAUUUAACAUUUUAACAAUCGAAUAAAAAUAUCUUUAUAAUUAACCAAACCGGUCAUUCUUCGACCCAUGGAUUGCAACCCAUGGAUAUAAGAACACAAAGGGAUACAUUUUCGUUCCAGUUGUUUUUAAGUAAGUUUUAUUAAUUUAAUAUUAUUUUUAUUUUAAGAUAGUACUAUAUUUCUCCUGAAUAUGUACAUUAUUGAGCAACUAAAUUCACUUGGAAAUCAUAAUAGGCCAAUGUUUGAUCGAGAUAACCCCUUAUCGCGAAGUUACAGUCCCUAGCCACAUUCUUAGACCAAAACUGAAAUAUCAUCUUUUCGCAAUUUUAACUGCAAUAUACAUUAAUUUUUAAAUCGUUUUUGUUAAAUUAUGAGAAGGCAAAUAUAAUAUAAUUAUUUUUAUUCAAAUUUGAGUGAUUUACAUUGGGAUGUAGCACUUUUUUCAAUGAAACACAAGUUUUACUGAAAUCAGUAUUUUGUAUGACCACCUUAAGCAGCCAACACAGCUUUGAUGUAACGAGGCAUGCUGUCUAUACAAUUCUCAAUUUUUCUUCCUAUCUCUACUUUACGUUGUCAAGUGUCAUUGAGUAUAUGAAUCAGUGCUUCGUUUGUUGUAGGAUCGUGUUUACACACUUCAAGAUUUCUUGAAGUAACAAACAUUCUCGAUAGAAUUCAUAUCUGAAGAAUUUCACGGCCAGUCAAGAGCAGUUACUUUUUUCUUUCCUGAUAUGUUCAAACGUGAUAAGUCUUUCAAAAAUUACGUAAAAUGUUACUAUAGGUAUGAAAAUACAAGUAAUGUUAAGGCGUUCUAACGAUCUUACAUUAAAACAACAAAAAUAAUGUGAAAUAUUUAUUUCUUAGGUUUUG